UCUGUCAGUUGUCACUUGUCACUGGCAGAGACAAAUUUUGACUUUGUUCACACAGCACGCACGUUGUAUUUGGAAUAUAAUUCAAAAAACAAUGGCACAAAUAUCUUCAGUUCCGCAGCCACACAUGCAACAAAUAGAUCUGACUUCUCUUAAUAUUCAACAGUUGUCCACUUUGAAGUCCCAGUUAGAUAGUGAACUCAACUUAUUUCAAGAUUCUCUAGGUUCCCUGAAGAUAGCUCAAAGUAAAUUUCAGAACUCAGGAGAAACAGUUGCACAGAUAACCCCAGAAAGCGAAGGCAAAGAUAUCCUUGUCCCAUUAACUGGUUCGAUGUAUGUUCCAGGGAAAUUAUUCGACACAAAUUCUGUUCUAGUUGAUAUAGGCACCAGAUAUUAUGUUGAAAAGGAUUUGGAGGCAGCUAAGGAUUAUUUCAAAAGAAAAACACAGUUUGUAACUGAACAAAUGGAAAAAAUCCAAGCACUAGGUUUUGAAAAGAGCAAGAUCAGAGAUGCCAUUGUUGAAAUACUGGAACUCAAACUAAUGCAACAAAAAAGCUCGUGAUAAUUAAUUGAUCCAUUGAUGCCUUUCAUUUAACUUAUAUCCAUGUAAUAACCUAAUAUGUAUUCACAUUUCUUUCAGUGUUGAUUGUCAAGCUAAAUUGGUGAAUUUCUAAUUAUGAUAUUAAAAGGAGAACUGCUUAUA
Molecule: messenger RNA, 700 nt
Organism: Coccinella septempunctata (seven-spotted ladybird)
Lineage: Eukaryota; Metazoa; Arthropoda; Insecta; Coleoptera; Coccinellidae
Product: prefoldin subunit 5
Exons: 4
Coding region: 92-559 (155 amino acids)
Biological process (GO): protein folding; regulation of DNA-templated transcription
Cellular component (GO): prefoldin complex; cytoplasm
Source: RefSeq, a predicted model, not a curated record